Messenger RNA from Arachis stenosperma, 1113 nucleotides. RefSeq lists its product as uncharacterized. The coding region runs from base 1 to 1113 and encodes 370 amino acids. The record is from RefSeq and is a predicted model, not a curated record. The transcript has a single exon. Lineage: Eukaryota; Viridiplantae; Streptophyta; Magnoliopsida; Fabales; Fabaceae.
AUGCAGGAGUUACGCCAUAGGGUCCAGAACCUGGAACGACAACUAGCCGAUCAGGAGCGCGAUCGACGAAGCACAGAUCCUAGCUACCUCCCGUCCCCUGAAAGCCGGGAGCGAGAUUCCCGCCAGAGUCUCCCCCGGCACGCCUCCGCAUCCAGAACGGAAGUGGAAAGCACCCGAGAAGAUUCGCCCAUCCCGAGAAGACGAAACGACACAAUCAUCUACUCUCGAGGCAAGAAAAUGUGUCACCCGGGACAAGACCGCGAAGACAGAGAAGGGAGGCCUAUGAGGACGCAGCGACCCGUGAUAAUGGGCGCCACCCUGUUCCAUCGGUCCAUCCUUGAGGUCCGGUUGCCGAAGCACUUCGACAAACCAACGGACAUGAGGUACGAUAGAACCCAAGACCCUAUGGAGCACCUCACGGCCUUCAAGGCUAGAAUGAAUCUGGAGGGAGCAGGAGACGAGGUGAGGUGCCGGGCCUUCCCGGUCACCUUGGCUGGACCUGCGAUCCGGUGGUUUAACAGCCUCCCGCAAGGAUCCAUCUAUGGGUUUUCGGACAUCAGCCGUGCCUUCCUAGCUCAAUUCACAACACGAAUAGCAAAGGCAAAGCACCCGAUCAAUCUGCUCGGGAUAACCCAAAGGUCUGAGGAGACGACCAGAAAAUACCUGGACUGCUUCAACGACGAAUGCUUGAAAAUUGACGGCCUAACCGACUCGGUGGCCAGCCUCUGUUUGACGAACGGCCUCCUGAACGAGGAUUUCCGAAAACACCUCACCACGAAACCGAUUUGGACGAUGAACGAAAUCCAAACGGUAGCUAAGGAAUACAUAAAUGACGAGGAGGUGAGCCAGGUCGUGGCUGCCAAUAGGCAGCAAGGUAACGGAGAGAGACAAAAAGAACAAGGCGGAGGGCCGAGCAAGGCACCCAGAACGUUUCCUCGGAUUGGGAAAUUCACCAACUACACUCCACUCACUCUCCCCAUCAUGGAAGUUUACCAGCAAAUAGCCGAGAAAGGAAUCUUGUCGAAGCCCCGACCACUCAAGGACCGCACGGGGGGAAACAAGAGCCUCUACUGUGACUACCACAAGGGCUAUGGGCACCAAACACAGACCUAA